Messenger RNA from Rangifer tarandus platyrhynchus (Svalbard reindeer), 927 nucleotides. The record is from the annotation of a GenBank genome assembly. Lineage: Eukaryota; Metazoa; Chordata; Mammalia; Artiodactyla; Cervidae.
AUGGAGCCAGGCAGUGUGGAGAACCUGUGUGUCAUAUACCGGAGCCGUGACUUCCUGGUGGUGAACAAGCACUGGGACGUGCGCAUCGACAGCAAAGCCUGGCGGGAGACGCUGACCCUCCAGAAGCAGCUGCGGCACCGCUUCCCGGAGCUGGCCGACCCCGACACCUACUACGGGUUCAGGUUCUGCCACCAACUGGACUUCUCCACCAGCGGGGCACUCUGUGUGGCUCUGAACAAGGCGGCCGCAGGCAGUGCAUACAGGUGCUUCAAGGACCGGCGAGUGACCAAGGCUUAUCUGGCUCUGGUGCGGGGGCACGUCCAGGAGAGCCGGAUGACCAUCAGCUACUCCAUCGGCAAGAACAGCACAGAAGGCCGGACCCACACCAUGUGCAUUGGAGGCACACAGGGUUGUGAGAACCCAAAACCAAGCCUCACAGAGCUGGUGGUCCUGGAACACGGGCUCUAUGCAGGCGACCCGGUCUCCAAAGUGCUGCUGCAGCCGCUCACAGGCCGGACGCACCAGCUGCGUGUGCACUGCAGCGCCCUCGGCCACCCCAUCGUGGGGGACCUGACCUAUGGCCAGGCCUCGGGCCAGGAGGACCAGCCGUUCCGUAUGAUGCUGCACGCUUUCUACCUGCGCAUCCCCACAAGCGCUGAGUGCGUGGAGGCCUGCACACCCGACCCCUUCGUGCCCUCCCUCGAUGCCUGCUGGAGCCCUCAUACCCUGCUGCAGCCGCUGGACGAGCUCGUCCAGGUCCUGCGGGCUGCCCCGGACCCUGACCCCUCAGAAGGAGGCCCCGGGCCCUGCAGCCCCUGCACGCCCCUGCCUGGGCCAGGCCGGCCCCCACCACCCCCCGAGACAGAGGUGCAGCGGUCCUCCUGCCUGCAGUGGCUGUCGGAGUGGACGCUGGAGCCAGACAACUGA